CAGUUUGAAUGCAUUAAUAAACAAUGUCUACUCAUUAAAAUCGUUGUAUAUUCUGCCGUCGGGCUUUGACUAUUAAAGACUAAAAAGUCCCCCGGCCCAACCUAGGCCCUAGGUAGUACUAGGCCUAGGCCUAGUAGGCCUAUUGUUUUUAAAUUUUUUAGGCAUAGCAUAGGGGGUCUAGUCCCUAGGCUACCCUAGACCUUGGGUGGGCCACAUGAUGGGAUGGCGCUGAUGCAGUAGAAAACGGACUCGGCCUGCAGCAGUGAGACAUAAACAUAGGAUUUAGCAAUAGUAAAUAUGAGUUUACCAGUGCAUAUUACUGCAAGUGAUGUUGAAAAGAAUCCAGAGUUUGUGAAGUUGUUAGAAGCAAUCGCAACACACUUAAGUCCUAAUGGAAUGAGCAAGCAAGCUUCCCAGGAAUUAGAAUGGGCCAAAGAAAGACUGCAGAGGGAGAAAAGCCAAUACCUUCAACACCUACUUCUGUACGAUGAGCUUCAAGAGUUAUUAUUAGAGAAUGAUAUUAAAAACCUUGAGAUGAACCCAAAUUCAGCAAAGGCACAGUACCAAGAUGCUGUGAAGACAUGUUUGUAUACUGCUGAAGUAGAGAACUACUUGCUGACCAAUGGUCAAGAUGAUGAACCUGGUUUGUUGGGCCUCAACAAAGAAGCCUUGCAUCGAUCAAAUCCACAUCGCAAUCGUGUGCAGUCAAUACAGCAGCAACUGAUACCGCAGAUUGAGGAGCGACUACAACAAAAGUGCCAAGCACUUGUGGAUUUUCACGAAGCACCGUCAGAUAAAGACAGUAGUGAUAAGUUAGUAUUUGCAAAAGCAACAAAACUACCAGAUGUUCUACAAGCUGAAUGCAGUAAGCUAGAGGAAGAAAAAAACAAACUAAAGAUGGCUCGAGCAAAACGAGACAAACAGUUCUGGCAGUACUUUCAGGCAUUGAUGCAGUGUAUAUCGACGUUGGAGGAACUGAUCAAGAAACAUCGUCUGCAGCUACAAGCAGACAGCGACAGCGUGACUAGUGAUUGGCUGAGUGUUAGAUGCCAGGCCAUGUGUCUUAAGAUACGUGUGUUCAAAGCCCAGUUGCUAUGUGAUACAUACUCAGCAGAAGUUAUCGAGACUCACAAGCAAAUAAAGAGGCAUUUGAGCCAUGCAUACCAUGAAAAUGAGAAAGAGUUGAACCGAGUGACACAGGCACUGCAGUCCUAUCAAGCACUUGGCAUGGGCUUCGAUAAGAUGGUGCAGGAAUACGAACAACUUCAGGCAGAUAUCGAGAACAAACGCUGGGCCUUGUCAGAGUUCAAGGCUAGCAUGGCAACAUCUGAUGACUGGAGAUGAGGGAAGGAGAAAUAAAAAAUACUGGACUAGUUUAUGCUGACGAGUGGUCAUAAUCUAGAACUAGAUACCGCCGCCGCCACUCAACUUUUUGUAAUCUUUGACCUCUUUACUCCAAAAUUAUUUUACAUAAUCCUAUGAAGUUCAUUUGUGUCCUUGGGUGAGAUAUUUUACUUGCAUUAGUCUCUCUCUACCCAGGAGUGAUUUUUAUAUCCAUAGUAUGUGAUGUGAUUAACUGAAUAAUAAAACAUAAUAAUAAACCUCCAUGCUUGUUCAUUUUUAUUCAUUCCAUUUUAAAUAAUAAAUGAAGUACUGUACUGUAUAUAAAAUAUAUAACUAUGUUGUCUACA
Molecule: messenger RNA, 1691 nt
Organism: Anneissia japonica
Lineage: Eukaryota; Metazoa; Echinodermata; Crinoidea; Comatulida; Comatulidae
Product: HAUS augmin-like complex subunit 4
Exons: 9
Coding region: 298-1344 (348 amino acids)
Biological process (GO): spindle assembly; centrosome cycle
Cellular component (GO): HAUS complex
Molecular function (GO): microtubule minus-end binding
Source: RefSeq, a predicted model, not a curated record